CGUGGCACUGAGCGGAUGUAUGUGUACAAUAAGAGGAUGACGGACACGAGCGCUGGCUGAGAGGCCUGGGGGGCAAGCAGACGUCGGCGCUGACGUUGCUCACGCGGCUCCGGCGCCGGAGGGACGAGGUCGUUGCGGAGGAGGAGGCUGCGAGGAGACAGGAAGAGCGGAUCAGAGCUAUCCAGGAGUCGCAGCAGAAGGCAGCAGAGGCGAGGCGUGUCCUCGGCGAGCGGACGAACACGGGCGACGUGUGGAUCGGAGGACGGGGCCCAAGUCUUGCCCCGUCGACCCUCCCUGUAUCGGGGUAUUUGCCCUCGCCCGGGGUCAUUGCCUCGCGGGCCCCGACGUACGCACCGAUGCCUGUGCAGCCUCGGGUUCUUGGGUAUUCCCCGGUGCCUGCCCCGCCUCGGGUACCGGCUAUCGCCCCACAUUCGAAAGUUCCGCAAACUGCGACGGGCCCCGCGACGGGCCCCGCGACGAGAGGCCCCGGCUCUCAGCCUCUCCUGCACUCGUGGACGGGCGACCAGAACACGUACCGUCCCACUGGCAGGGAGGAUGCAUUCUGCGGCACAACUUAGGGCAAAAUCUGCACCAUUUUGAUCAUCUG
Dichomitus squalens LYAD-421 SS1 is the source of this 607-nucleotide messenger RNA. RefSeq lists its product as uncharacterized. The record is from RefSeq and is a predicted model, not a curated record. The transcript has 4 exons. The coding region runs from base 357 to 578 and encodes 73 amino acids. NCBI's taxonomy places the organism in Eukaryota, Fungi, Basidiomycota, Agaricomycetes, Polyporales, Polyporaceae.